Molecule: messenger RNA, 736 nt
Organism: Folsomia candida
Lineage: Eukaryota; Metazoa; Arthropoda; Collembola; Entomobryomorpha; Isotomidae
Exons: 2
Coding region: 270-683 (137 amino acids)
Source: RefSeq, a predicted model, not a curated record
GUAAAAAAAUAUAGCUGCUUCUUAUCUUAAGUGAUAUGCCAUGUGAUUAUGAUAAUACGAGUUUAAUGACUUAAAUUAUUACUAAAAAAUUUAUAGAGAUGUUUUUAAUGAAGAUGUUUCUCAUCGCUUCACUUUUGAAUGGGUUCCACGGCAACCUUAACGAAUCACGUAGAUUUGGUUUUCUACUCUGAGCACCUUCUUUGUGAUAUAUAAAGGUUGUUCUCCAUUAUAAUUAGUGUCAGACCGCUUCAACGUCGAAAAAAAUAAAAAUGGGAGAAGUCUUCGCUAAGAAAACAAAUUCCGUUUGUCCUUCGGAAUUAAACAUAGAAGAAUUCUUCCUAGAUUUGAAAGGCGCCCGUACCAUCCCUCCCGCUAAGAUCGACCCAGAUCGCAAACCUCCCGCUUGGCUAGAUUUCAACUUAGCGCGAAGAGGUCAACAAUUCGCUAGAAAUAACCUCCCCUCAAUUUCCAUCUCACACAUGUUCGGUCUCGCAAGUAGUCCUUAUACCGAUGGCAUCGACAUCUUGCUCCUUUCUGGAAACUUUUCCACCCCGGCAAGCGCCACUAAGCGGUACACCUCAACCAUUACCGAGAUAAUCACGUGGUAUACCGAUCCCUUCUGGGAGUCUGGAUCAGAUGGAAAUAUUACCGAUAUUUAUAAAAGGUUUGCCCAAAUUUCAUAAUAUUUUUAAAAAAAAACUCGACUCUUUUUACUAAUCGUAUCGAUACUUACAGU